AUGUCGAAUAGCAUUGUGGACCUGGCUUCUGUUCCGAAAUGGAGCGAUGCCGGUCCACAAUGGAUGGAAGAAAUGCCUUUACCGCGUAGACUUCAUGCAAAUAUUAGGCCUUGUCCCGAAAUCAAUAAUCUUAUAUCUAUAUGGAAAUGCGGUGAUUCCACUCGUCUUAAAUGCGACGCUGUUAUAAACAGAACAGACAAUAACUUCUCAUCAGGGGGAGCCCUUUUUACAAGUAUUAAUAAUGCUGCUGGACCACAAUUAGCACAGGCAUGCCGUCAAAUUGGGCACUGCGAUGAUUGCAAUACAGUUGUUACACCUGGUUUUUCGCUUCCUGCAAAAUAUGUAAUACACACCGUCGGUCCAACAGGCGAUGAUGACCCGGAGCUUGAAUCCACCAUGGAUUCGGUUUUUUCGCAUAUUGAUGGAGAGUCGAUACGUUCUAUUGGCAUGGCUCCAUUUUUCAUUGAAAAUAAUGGAUUUUCGCUCGGACAUGCAACUCAAAUUGCAUUUUCAAAAACUCGAAAAUUCCUAGAGAAUCCAGAAAACAGACAGAAAGUUGACAGAAUAGUUUUUAUAGUUACCCAGCCUCAUAGUAUUCCAAUAUUCGUUAGAUUACUGUAUUUAUACUUCCCUAUAGAAGAAAUCGAAGUAGAUAGCGAAGUGGAUGGAGAUAUUAUAUUGGAAGAAGAGGAUGAAGAGUAUUAUUCUGAUUAUGAUGCAGAUGAAGAUAAUAUUAUGUUUGAAUUUAAUCAAGGAGAGUCUGAACCCGAACUUUGUGCUGUAAUCCCUCCUGGCUCUCAAAUUUCUUUGUAA
Messenger RNA from Trichomonas vaginalis G3, 813 nucleotides. Its product is annotated as ADP-D-ribose binding. The record is from RefSeq and is a predicted model, not a curated record. The transcript has a single exon. NCBI's taxonomy places the organism in Eukaryota, Parabasalia, Trichomonadida, Trichomonadidae. Bases 1 to 813 code for a protein of 270 amino acids.